CUUCCAACAUUUUGUGCAACGUUGUUUCCUGCUAGCGUUGUCCUAAACUUGAACUUCGAGCUCUCCGCAGUCAUUCUAAACUUCAUGCACAACAACACCAGAAAGGAACGACUGGGUAAAUCAGUUCCACCAUUACUUCAUCUAAGUCUCUUGCAAUAUGCGACUGUUGGUUUCGAAUUAAGAUUUCCUGAAAUCGGCAUAUAUAACGACUUGAUAGUGAGGAAGGCAAGGUAUCGAUUUCGUGGCUAUAGCAUGUGGUAUUGAAUGUUAUAUGUUGCAUUCCUUUGCUCACCAUUUAACUAAAUUAUCGACUCGGCCCUAAACUGGCAGUAAUCAGGCUGAAGUACCAUGGAAAUCACUUUCGCAGGCAAGCGGGCCCUUGUCACAGGAGCGGGGAAAGGCAUCGGCCGGGCCACGGCCCUCGCUCUGGCACGGUGCGGGGCAGAGGUCAUGGCUGUCACACGCACACAGGCUGACCUGGACAGCCUUUUGCUGGAGUGUCCGUCCGUCAGGCCGGUGUGUGUGGACCUAGGGGACUGGGGGGCUACGGAGGAGGCACUGCGAGAGGCCGGCCGCCAUGUGGAUCUCCUGGUGAAUAACGCGGCCUGCGCCAUGCUGCAGCCCUUCCUAGAGGUCACCCCCGACCAGUUUGACACGUCCUUCAACAUCAAUGUGAAGGCUGCUCUCCAUGUCUCUCAGAUUGUGGCCCGUGGCAUGAAAGACAGAGGAACAGGAGGCUCCAUAGUGAACAUCUCCAGUCAGGCAUCUCAAUGUGCCCUCCGAGACCACACUGUCUACUGUGCCACUAAAGGAGCUCUGGACAUGCUGACUAAAGUUAUGGCCCUGGAGCUGGGACCCUAUCAGAUCCGUGUGAACAGUGUAAAUCCUACAGUAGUGAUGACUGAGAUGGGGAAGCUGGGCUGGAGUGACCCGAACAAGGCCAGUACCAUGACCUCACGCAUUCCCCUGGGACGAUUCGCAGAGGUAGAGGAUGUUGUGAACUCUAUUCUGUUCCUGCUCAGUGAUAAGAGUUCAAUGACCAACGGGGUCACACUGCCUGUGGACGGAGGAUUCCUGGCCUGCUGACCUGACCUCCUACCUCCUCACAGUCAUAUUCACACUUGAUUUUAUGUUACCGAUUACGUUAUCACCCGGAGUAAUAAAACCUUUAUGAAUCUUU
Molecule: messenger RNA, 1180 nt
Organism: Esox lucius (northern pike)
Lineage: Eukaryota; Metazoa; Chordata; Actinopteri; Esociformes; Esocidae
Gene: dcxr
Product: dicarbonyl/L-xylulose reductase
Exons: 8
Coding region: 349-1086 (245 amino acids)
Biological process (GO): glucose metabolic process; xylulose metabolic process
Molecular function (GO): carbonyl reductase (NADPH) activity; L-xylulose reductase (NADPH) activity
Source: RefSeq, a predicted model, not a curated record